Paramuricea clavata is the source of this 4980-nucleotide messenger RNA. The record is from the annotation of a GenBank genome assembly. Lineage: Eukaryota; Metazoa; Cnidaria; Anthozoa; Malacalcyonacea; Plexauridae.
ACUACACAAGUUUUGCCUUAAUACAACAAUUUGUACUGUGUAAACUGUAAAAUAUGAAGCACACAACUCACCUAUGAUAAAUCGGCCUUUUCGCUUCUGACGCUUCACAGCUUGAGGUUUCGCCGUUCCUUUUCCUUUGAAUUCAUCCAUUAAAGCAAUGCCACACACCUUUUGAUAAAGACAAACCAAAAACGAACCGCUUUAGUGUUCAAAAUGUCUCACAAGUCACAAAUUAUAUUUCACAAAAUUUCAAGAUUUUGUCUUUCCCGCGUGUGGCCGCGCUACGGCAAAACCAAAAAAAAGCCCUGGGCACGAGGUUCCGUAUGACGUCACAACCCGUAUGAUCACGACAUUAAAUCUGGAUGGUUAAGUUAUGAUCGGUGGUUAUUGCCCGUGAAUUUUAUGGUACUUUUUCUCGACAUAGGCGUACGACAAGAGCAGAUAUACGACAGUUUCACUGGUCAUAUUCAAAUGGUUUAUCGCCACAGUAGCUUGGCCGAAAAUUGGUGCCUGUGUGAUGACGUCAUUGCCAACGAAGAACGCUCGCUCCAGGCCCUUCACUGGCAACAAGGACACGGUAAGUCAAUCAAGUAAUGUCUGGGAGAUGUACGGGGUGGAAUACCACCCCCCCCCCCCACACUCAUUGACGAUUCGGCAAAUUACAUACAUACCCCACAAACUUUAUUUAAUAUUUAACCACGCUAGCCUCAACACUCGUAAGGAGGCUUAUUUCCAUGAGGGGAGUGAAAUAUAAAAUUAACAAUUUACAAAAAAUAAAGAAAUAUGAAAAAAGAUAAAAUAAGACUAGAUUACAGGAAAAAGAACAGGACAAUACAAUGCUUUUUAAUGCACGCCAGCAACUUUCAAUUGUUUUAAUUUCGAUUUGAAAGAGCUUAAAGAUUCAGCAAUUUUUGCCUCAUGGGGAAGAUUAUUCCAAUGCGAGGCACUGUUAUAACUGAAGCAGCUCUUUUAGCGAAUUCUCUUUUCGGCAUAGGUGGUGCUAAAUCAGUUUCCCUAGUUCUCAAAUUGUUGCAUUCAUUCGGCAAAAAUUGAGCUUUUUGGAUAUGGACCGAAUUGAACUAUCUGAAAUAAAACCAAACGUGAAUCUAAAUACAAAACUUAAUACUUCAAAAAGUCAGGUGAAUAGAUGUCUUGAAAAUGAACUCUGUCGAGUGACUCGAGUCGUAGCGGGUAAUUUAAAAAUUCGAAACAGUCCAACAGCCUAAAGAAAUGCAGACAAGUUGGUUUUCGACAGCGGUCUUGGCAGUUGUUGUGGGUGGUUGGGAUAAGUUUCAAUCGUUGAGGAAGUCAUUUGAAAUCUUCCUCAGAACGAAGGAAAUACCAUUUCAGAGACUGUACAUCUCAAACUUUUCCCUGUUUUUAUACAAGAUAGCUGUUCGAGACGGCUAUAUCUAGGAUAGUAGGAUAGAAAAUGAGAGAAAUAUCUAGGAUACCAAAUGUAUGAUAACUGUUUCAUAAUCAAUGUUUUUAGAGUUGCCACCGAGUCCAGUGACAAUCUACGAGCGAGAUGACGUGAUUGUCACGUUGAGAUUUGAUGCGGAAUUUUCAAAUAUCAUGGUCAUUCGAGCACUCAUCGACAAAGACGACGAUGACAUCAUCCUGAACCCGUUACAGUUUCAACUCCCAGAAAACAAGGUAAACUAGGGGCUUCUUUUGGGAGCAGAACAGUUUAGAAUCGUUCAAGCUAUUCAGUACAAAGUUAGUUUAGUCUCAGUUCAAAACUUUGGUUAAAAUGCGACUAACCACAAAUAUGAUUUUUGGUAUGUGUAAUAUUUGGGUCAUUUGAAGAAGAAAUGUAAUAUAUCUUUAUAAUAAAAAAUCCCAUUACGAUCAACUUUUUCAUUGUCAAUGUUUCCGGAUAUGUUGUCAUUAGAUGAAUUGUAAUUUGUUUUCCUUUGUAUUUUUGUACCAAAAAUUCACAUAAUGACAUCAUAUCUGGAAACUUGGACAGUGAAGAAGUUGAACAAACUUAAAAAGUAUCUUUAGUGCUUUGUCUGUAAAAUUAUGCUAAAAUGAAGAGAUUUUAGAUGGUACGCCAAAGAGAAAAUGAUGUCUGAAGUUCAAUUAGUUUUGCUUACAUUGCUGUAUAAAUAUGGCGUCAAUUUUACAGCACCAAUAAUAACUGUAUUCAUAUUUGACAAUACUUAAAUAUUAUGUUGUGUUUCUCAACCGCCAGAUACAUCUUAAAAUAAAAAGGUUGCCAACUGUGUAAACUACAAAAUAAAGCUAAAACAAAGUAAUUUUGAGAGGAACUCAAAACGAUUUUAGGUUUUGAAUCUUCUCAUCGCAAAUACUUCAAACAGAAAAAAAUUGCCUCUUAAUCAUUUCGAUAAUCAGGUAUUUACAUAUUCAAUAAUUUUCAGAAUUAGCUAUAUCAAAUAUAAAAAAAAUGUCUGUGAAAAUUUCUGCAAAAAUGUAGAUCCUAAAAAAUUCUGGUAAUUCAGAUUCGGAUACAUUUUCGACCCCUGCACUGGACGUAAAACUCUGAACCAAUAGUGGGUGACCGCUGUGGGACGGCUCUUACUGGACCUAUAUAUUCACAAGUUUAUAUGCCAGCAUUCAGUAUUACAAAAAGAUGGUUUUUUUCAGAUGAUAAACGGCAUUUAUGUUGAAGAGCUGAGUAAAGGUGAUGAGGUCAUGCCAGAAAAAUAUACUGAAGAGGAGACAGUAAUAAAAAUAUCAGAUCUUCAACGACUAAAGGUAUUUAUACAGUAAAACCCCGCAUAUAAGAAGGUUCUUAUGUAAAGGUGCUUACCACGAAAUUAGGCUAAACAGGUUCUUAAAUAGGUUCUUAUUUUCUUAAGAAAAAAGCGACUCAUUUUAGGGAGGUAUGGUAUAUGAUUUAUAUUUAAAUUAUAUAUAUGCACAAAUGAUCUAAAAAAUAACAGUAUAUGCACUAUACCAACCCUAUAUGCACUUUAAAUCACUGUCGUCUACCUCACAUAUCGUUAUUAUCUUUUCACUUUCAGCGAAAUCUCUAGAAUUCAUCUCAUCUGGUCUUCUUAAUUUUCGUAUCGCGCAACACUCAAUUCUGUGCAACAGCAUAAACUUGCUACAUUUCAUAAAGAUUAUUAUGUUAUUUGCUUUCCCAUUGUUCCGUACUUCAAUAAAGGGACACCGAAUGGUUUUCCGUGCAGGAUUGCGUGAUCCAUGCACGAGGGAUGUCGCGAGACUUUCGGAAAGCGUAAAAAUACUCGAGCCGCAGGCGAGUGUAUUUUUACGCUUUCCGAAAGUCGAGCAACAUCCCAAGUGCAUGGAUCACGCUAUCCUACUUGGAAAACCAUUUGGUAAUUGUUUUAUAAAAUAACUACAGUGACAUUUUGAGAAUCCCGCGAAAAUCCCGCGAAGGCAUUUUAAUUCCUUGUGCAGGAUAGCCUAGCUGAUACUGCACGGCUAUUGACCAAUCAAAUUGCGUGUUUCACUGUAGUUAUUAUAUAAAAACUAUUUUUCAAAUCUAACAUUCUCUAACAUUCUUUGUUUUUUUACAGGGUAUGUUAUCACUGAAGUUAAAAGUGAGUUACAUCACAGGCGACAAUAGAUUGAUCAACGAAAUCGUCCAAUAUGAAUUCAAGGACAGGCCGCUAUAUGCAAGACUUGUGUAGAAUAUUAUUAGGACACCAUUGAAUAUAAUGCUCUAAAUAUCAUUUUGCAUGUUGAAAGAAGGACAGAGGUAACUGUGGUCAAACGUAAGAGCUGUUGAUGACUGUUGUCAACUUAUCGAAUUUAAGAUGGCUCAAAAUGUGAACGAGAGUUUUGACUCAAUUUACCGAGCAAUAAAAGUUGAGGAAACUCUCGACUUGAGAUUUUUUCCUCGCGAAAAAUAAAAAAAAUAUAUAAAAUAAAAAAAAUAAUAAAAAUAUCAAGCACGGUAGAUAUUUUCCUCAAGGUCUCAAGAGGUUAAAUCCGCACGAAAACUGUGCGCACACGAGAGAAACAGGUUGAACUAGCCGCAACGCGAGGCAAACUCUUAUGCGACCCUUGUUCUCGUUUUAGAAGCCAUCAGAGUUGAUGAAACUGUAAUGCACUCCAGGGAUGGAUCCAGCAUGAUCUGGUAGGGGGGCAACCUCGUACCCAGGCUCUUACCUUCGCACGCCCCAAGCUGCGGAAAGACCCUGGUGCCGGCUGGUCACGUGGCUCCCAGAUUCUGGGUGCUAAAAUAAAUUGCUAUUCAGGGAGGGGUGGUAGAAAUGAUUUGUACGUAUUGAAAUUGUUUCUGAAUUUGUAAAAUAGUAAAAUUCUAACUGUACGAGACAAUAAUAAAAGAUUUUUUCUUGAAGAAAUGUUAAAACAACACUGAUUAAUCAUGUGUUGCAGCCGAAAGAGUAUCAUAUUACUCUCCAGGAUUACAAAUAUCUCAUGUUUCACUGUCACUAUAUCGGCUUAGCAAAAGCACGCCAAAGAAAUUUUACAAAAAGAUCUCCUGGAUCAACUGAUCAACUAGUUUUCGUUGUCGAUUAUAUAAUGGUGUACAAGAUCAGAUACAUCGUAAGAAUCUUUUCAACAAAACAAAUUAAAGAAUUUUGAUUAACACGGAGUUGAUUCAUGGCGAGAGACUGCCGCAUGUUGAUGAUUUUCCUUAUUUGAUCUGCCGAUCGAGUGCCGUCCUUGUGAACGACGUUCAAGAAUGUAAUUUCCGAAACACAGAAAUCAUUAGUAAAAGAUUCACGAUCCAAGCGAUGCCCUGAAGUUUUUCUAUCCGUUGCCAGAUCUUCGGCAAAUGUUGCUGCAGUUGAAAGUCGAAGCCGCAGUUUGGCUUUUACACUUAACUGACUUUGUCAAUGUGUCCUCCUCGAGUGAUGAAACUAGAUCUGCUACUCCUUUACCCAUGCCAACAGAAGUAGGCUAAGUCAAUUGUUUAUGAAUAUCAUCUACCAAUAUACUUUACCGCAAUUAAUAAAUAUAGUCAUCCGUAUACGUAUGUUAGUAAUCCCCAUUUAAACCCAAAAUGUGCAAUCCAAU